AUGCGGGACGCAAUUUGGGCACAGAGGAUUCAGGAAGUAGCUCCUCUGCGUCUGAACCUGCCAGAUUGGGCUCUGCCAGUGAAAUGUGUUGGCUCGGCACUUCCAGUUUUCGACCCCAAUACUGAAUUUCUGUCCUCAUGUCUGUUAACCCUCUGUGAAAUUGUGGUUUCCCUACUAUCUGUCCUGCCUAUUCUCGCAGAAUUAUACAAAUUGGCUGGUCAGGAGCGCGGCAAGUUCACCAUCAAGGGUAAACUGGCGUUCUUGUGUGCACUUAUCGCCCCUGUGGUAAGACUCUCAAUCAUGUACCAGGACCAAUCUAGCUCCACGGGCGCCGACUACUUUAUUGUGGCAGUCGGAUUUGUGGCGGCUCUACUCCAUCAUGUCCAAGAAGGUCGGGUUUUGGUUUGUUCGUCUGAGCUGCUCCUCUAUUGGCUCUGUAUCGGGCUUACUUCAAUCGGUCGUGCUGUCGACGCUUUUCUAAGCCAGGCUCCGUCAUGGCAGCUUACUGCUGCAGUGGCUGUGCUCAGUGUUUUUGCGUUCAUUCUUGAGUAUUCGAACGACCGUGUCCAUGGUGUAGUCGGCUAUGACACUGUGAGCAUCUUUGAUAAGGUUUCGCUAAAUUUCAUGAGCCCUCUUUUGAAAGCCGGUGCUGAAAGACAACUUACCCAGUCAGAUUUUCCUGAACCAAGCAAAGGUCUUACUUCUUACAAUUCUUACCACAAGCUGAACGAAAUUUUCGAGACGUACAGUCCCGAUUCCAAGUACCGUGUUAUUUUGAGUGUUCUGUGGUUGCUCAAAUCCCAGAUUCUCAGCAUCGUUGUUAUCGAUUCAAUAGCUGAAGCCCUCACUUAUUUCCGUCCCUUGGCACUGGCUUGGUUUCUGAAAGCACUUCGUGAUUUCUACAACGGUGAAGUACCUAUUUUUCAUGCAGCUUACUUUGGGGUUUUGGUAGGAGUCCUACCUAUCCUCACAACUGCUCUACAGAAUAUUAUCCAACUGGUUAAUGCUUAUACCUACGUGGUUUCGCGUUCCUCUUUGACUGGGUUGAUUUACCGCAAGGCACUUCGUCUCUCCCCAAAGGGACGAGAAGUAUUUGAUUCUGCCAAGAUUAUGAACUUGAUCAAUGUCGAUUCAGAUCAAAUCGAAACUGGGCUGAACUUUUUACCGAAUUUUGUUAGUGCCCCUGUCGCUCUCAUUAUUUCAACCUGGCAGUUGUAUUUCUUUAUCGGAAAAAGCAUGUUUGCCGCUAUUCCUCUUUACGCUCUUUUUGUUCCUUACUCCAGCUACAUGUCAAAGUUCUUCUUCACUCUUUACCCUGAAAUCAUGAAGGUCAAAGAUCUGCGAACCAAGGCUACUUCCAAUGCGCUGCGCAAUAUUAAAUCGGUAAAGCUCUAUGCUUGGGAGGAACCUCUAGCGACUCGUAUUGAUAAUAUUCGUGAACGUGAGAUCCAAAUUGUCCGGCGUACUCAAACUAUCGGUUCCAUGCUUGGCGGUGUUUGGUCCACCAUGAGUGAUUUCGUUGCUGCUGCCGUCUUUAUUGCAUUCUUGUACUUCAAACAAGGUCAACUUUCGCCUGAGGUUGUUUUCCCAGUCUUGGCUUUGCUCAUUAAUUUGACUGCUCCCUUCGCUUUGAUUCCCAUGUCUAUCACUUCUCUGGGUCAAGCUUUCGCGAGUCAGAAGCGUGUGAACGAGCUCAUGCAAGAGGAGGAUCAAAAGUCUCUCAAUAUUCUUCGCUUACCUGCUGAUGAUGGGUACGAUAGCGAUACCAUCAAAUUUGAUAACGCCCAAGUAUCCUGGAAUGGUGACUCUGAUGAAGACAAGAUUGCUCUCAAGGACCUCCGCUGGACAGCUUCCAAUGGUGAGCUAGUUUGCAUCACCGGUCGUGUCGGCAGCGGUAAGACUGCAAUGCUCAAGGCUUUGUGUGGUGAAUUGAAGAUUGUCAAUGGCUCAGUUGUGGUUCGUGGUUCCAUUGCUUAUUGUCCUCAGGAAGCAUGGCUUCAAAACAAGACAGUAAAGGAAAACGUUUUGUUUGGUUUGAAGUAUGAUGAGGAUUUCUACCUUCGCACCAUUAGAGCUUGCGAUCUCGAGAAAGAUGUUGAGUCGUUGCCCAAUGGCCAUGACACUGGUGUAGGUGAGCGUGGUAUUUCACUUUCGGGUGGUCAGAAGGCCCGCGUGGCAUUGGCGAGAGCAGUUUAUUCCCGUGCGGAUAUUUAUGUGCUUGAUGAUGUGCUUUCUGCUGUCGAUGAGCACGUAUCGGCACAUUUGAUCGAUAAUCUUCUCGGACGGAAUGGUAUUAUUGCAUCGAAAACAAUUAUCUUGGCCACCAACAAUGUCAAAGUGCUGUCGCAUGCGUCCAAGAUCAUUGCUCUUCGGGACAAGAGCAUUGUGGAGCAAGGUACUCUUGGAGAAGUGCGUGACAAUAAGGAAAAGUCUGAAAUCUAUCGUUUGAUCAAGGAGUUUGGCACUGGUGGAAAUAUAGACAACGUGACUUUGCAUGAUCGUAAGAAGCACAUCUCGUCCAAGGAGGCUUCAGACGAGAAACCACCAGAGCUCGAUUAUUCUAAGCCAUCCCUCCUCAAAGAUCAAGAAGAAGAGGAGCAAGACAAUGGUUCCGUUUCGUGGAAACUGUUCCGUCGCUAUUUCCAAGCAGGUGGAUAUUGGACUUUGGCAGGUUCUGUGGUUAUUACUAUCUGUUCGGUAUUGGUUAUGAACAUGUUGACCAUUUGGCUGGGACUAUUGUCAAACCAGGGCUUUUCCAAUCUGUUUGAUGCUAGGUUCUACGUGAUUGUGUAUCUUGUUAUCGCAUUCGUUUCGGCUUUCCUCAUUUUUUUCAGCAGCUUCUGGACCAUGUCUAUCUUGGCUCUUCGCGCUGCCACGGUCAUCCACAACGAGAUGGUUCGCACAACACUGCACGCUAAAAUGACCAUUUUUGAUACCACGCCUCUCGGUCGUAUGUUGAAUCGUUUCACGGGUGAUAUUCAGAACCUGGACAGUAAGCUACCGUAUGCGGUUUACUAUAUGUUCCGAUCACUUUUGAACUCGAUUCAAGCGGCGAUAAUUGUUCUAUUUGGUGCUCCUCUUGUCAUUAUCGUUGUCUUGCCCAUGACUUUACUCUCCAACAUGUACCGCAAAAUGUACGUUCCCGCUUCUCGUCAAAUCUCUAGAAUGAGUUCUGCGGCCAAUAGUCCCAUUCUUGCUCAUAUUGAAGAGAGUAUUAAGGGUGCAGCAAUCAUUCGAUCCUACGGAUUCACGGAGCAGUUUAUCAACAAUUUCGAGUAUCGCACUGAUUACUGGAUUGAGACGACCUUCUUAAAGAUGAAUUCUCGCCGCUGGUUGACUUGGCGUAUCCAGGCGAUGACGGCAAUCUUGGGGUUGUGCGCAUCGUUGACAAUGGUCGUUCUAGUCUAUAAAGGCCUGCUUUCCGUUGGAUUCGUUGGUGUCGUUAUGCACAACACAAGUCGGCUGGGUGUCAUGGUCCAGCAAACCAUUUUCUUCUUUGCCGAACUCGAGAUUUGUGGUGUAUCCCUUGAACGUGCCAUUGAAUACAUCGAUGCCCCCCAAGAGGCUGCCGCUCACAUUCCGGAAACAUUGCCUGCCGGGUCCUGGCCUAGUGCUGGCAUUGUCAAGUUUGAAAACUUCAGCACGCGGUAUAAGCCUGACGGCGAGGAUGUGCUCAAAAAAUUGACGUUCUCUAUCCAGUCGAAGGAAAAGAUCGGCAUCGUUGGUCGAACUGGUUCUGGUAAGAGUACACUUACCUUGUCACUUUUCAGGUUGCUUGAGGCAACUCAGGGCCAUAUUGAGAUUGAUGCCAUUGACACUUCCGGUUUGGGCCUAACCGAUCUUCGUUCCAAGCUCUCGAUUAUCCCGCAAGAUGCUCAGAUUUUCGAAGGAACUCUUCGUGAGAAUCUUGAUCCACUGGAGAGUGUUGACGACACACGGUUGUGGCAAGUUCUUGAGCUCUGUCAUUUGAAAGAGCACUUUACCAAGAUCGAGACAGGUUUAGAUACGCCGCUUGUCGACGGUGGAGAAAACAUCAGCCGUGGCCAAGCCCAACUUAUCUGUUUGGGUCGGGCUCUUGUGCAUGACUCUAAAGUACUGGUACUGGACGAGGCAACUGCGUCGGUUGAUGUCGAAACCGAUCGCAUCUUGCAACAGACGAUUAGAUCACAGUUCAGGGAUUGCACAAUCAUCACGAUCGCCCACCGGCUUAACACCAUCAUGGACUCUGACAAGAUCAUGGUUCUCGAUGGUGGUGUCUUGCAGGAGUUCGACACUCCUGAAAACUUACUUAAAUCCAAGGGAUUUUUCUGGUCAUUGCACGAGGCCAUGAUGAAAGACCCCGACCAUUCUAUUUAG
Messenger RNA from Wickerhamiella sorbophila, 4356 nucleotides. RefSeq names its product Multiple drug resistance-associated protein-like transporter 1. Gene Ontology annotation, biological process: transmembrane transport. NCBI's taxonomy places the organism in Eukaryota, Fungi, Ascomycota, Dipodascomycetes, Dipodascales, Trichomonascaceae. The record is from RefSeq and is a predicted model, not a curated record. The transcript has a single exon. Gene Ontology annotation, molecular function: ABC-type transporter activity; ATP hydrolysis activity; bilirubin transmembrane transporter activity. Gene Ontology annotation, cellular component: membrane. The coding region runs from base 1 to 4356 and encodes 1451 amino acids.